Messenger RNA from Nestor notabilis (Kea), 714 nucleotides. RefSeq names its product nidogen-2-like. The transcript is spliced from 6 exons. The record is from RefSeq and is a predicted model, not a curated record. Lineage: Eukaryota; Metazoa; Chordata; Aves; Psittaciformes; Psittacidae. The annotation marks the transcript as partial.
GGCUCCAUCGUGGUGGGGAUCGACUAUGACUGCCGGGAGAAGACUAUCUAUUGGACUGAUGUGGCUGGACGGACCAUAAGCCGGGCGAGUCUGGAGCCAGGUUCUGAACCGGAGACCAUUAUCAACUCAGGACUCAUCAGCCCCGAGGGGCUGGCAGUGGACACCCUGCGCCGAGCCAUGUUCUGGACUGACAGUGGCCUGGAUAAGAUCGAGAGAGCCCGGCUGGAUGGCUCCGAGCGCCAGGUGCUCUUCGACACAGACCUCGUCAAUCCCCGGGCCAUCGCGGUGGACCCUGUCCGCGGCAAUCUUUACUGGACAGACUGGAAUCGCGAGGCACCCAAAAUUGAAACGUCCACUGUCAGUGGAGCCAACAGGAGGGUCCUGGUGAAUAAGGACAUCGGCUUGCCCAAUGGCCUGACCUUCGACCCCUUCUCCAAGCUGCUUUGUUGGGCAGAUGCAGGAACAAAGUACCUGGAGUGCACAUUCCCUGAUGGCACAGGCCGGCGCGUCAUACAGAACAACCUCAACUACCCCUUCAGCAUCAUCAGUUAUGCCAAUCACUUCUACCACACAGACUGGAGACGGGAUGGUGUGAUAGCUAUUGAUAAGGAAACUGGCUCCUUUACCGAUGAGUAUCUUCCAGAGCAGCGAUCACAUCUGUAUGGAAUAACUGCAGUUUAUCCCUACUGCCCUGGAGGUUACUACAAUAAUUGA